ACGCCUCCUCCGGCUUGCCGUAGAAAGCGAAAGUCUCCUGAAUGAGAAUGUCAUAUGUCAAGCUGGUGUCGCUGUAUGUCGCCGCUCCGGGGCUCAGCGGCCUGCUGAGCGGCUCCGUGCUGCUGGCUGCCAGCGAGCCGAAGAAGAAGAGCCUGCAGCCUGCUCUGAGCAUCGAUGAGCUGCCGUCGUUGUACACCAGCCCGGAGCCCCCAGAGGCUCAGUACGUGGAGCCGGAGGCCGGGCCGCUGGAGCAGAGCGUCUCGUCUCUGAGGAAACUGGCAGAACCGUACACGAGCCAGUGCCAGCAAACGGGUCAAGCUGUAAUGGAGAAAGUUGAGAAAGUUUAUAAGACUGUGGAGCCCAAAAUCAGCACGUCCAUAACAACAGUCACAGAUGUUUAUCAGUUCCUCAGUGACCCCCCUCCUGACCUCUACCCCAGUGUAGGGGUGGUGGGCUUCUCUGGCUUCCUGGGGCUUUAUUUGGCCAAAGGCUCCAGGGUGAAGCAGCUGGUUUUUCCUGUCGGCCUCAUGGCUCUGACGGCCUCCAUGUUCUACCCUCAGCAGGCUGCGUCGCUACUCAAGGGGGGUCGGGACUCUGCGGUCAGCUGGGCUCAGCAGGGCCGCAGCAGCCUGGAGACGCUCUGGAAAGAUCCUCCGUUUGCUAAAAACAAGGAGAAGAAAGAGCAAACAGAGAGCAACGACUCCAGCAGCUGAGACGGAGAGAAGACACACAGUAACACACACACACACACACCUGCUGAGAAACACACACACACACACACACACACACACACACACACACACACACACACGGCCACAAAUCAGGACUUUUAUUUAAGUUCAACAUCACACAAACAAACGUGUGUGUGUGAAUCUCCUCCUGCCUCUUCAGUCAUUCCUCAACACACACACACCUUCUCAAGAAGCAGGCUUCUCACAUCAGUCCCUAUUCCAGUUUUUUUUCUCCUCCUCCUCCUCCUCUUCUUCUUUUCUUUUCCUGUUCCUCCUCCUAUUUCACCUCCUCCUCGACCACCACCUCUAUAUUCAUUCUCCUCCUUUUUUCUUCUUCUUUUCUUUUAUUCAUUCUCCUCCUUCUUCUCCCCUUCCUCCUCCUCCUGUUCCUCCUUUUUACUCCUCCUCCUCUUCCUACUCCUCCUCUUCUACCUCCUCCUCUUUACUCCUCCUCCCCUUUCUCUUCUUGCUUCUCCUUCUCCUCUUCCCUUUUACUCCUCCUCCUCUUUACUCCUCCUGCUCCUCUUCUUCCUCCUCCUCUUUUACUCCUCUUCCUCCUCCUCCCUCCUCCUCCUCCUCGUCCUCCUCUUCCUCCUCUUCCACCUCCCGCUCCUCUUCCUACUCUUUACUCCUCCUCCUCCUCCUCUAAUCAUCCCUCAGCUCCUCUAGUUGCUGUUUGUCACAGAGUUGUUCCAGUUUCUGCAGUGAAACUUUACUAAUAUCAGCCACACACACUUCCUCCUCCUCCUCCUCCUCCUCCUCCUCCUCCUCCUCCUCCUCCUCCUCCUUCUCCUCCUCCUCUUUGGUGAAGCUGCUACAGAGGCUGUUAAAGGUCGUUUCUUAAACAAAAAUGCAUCACAAAUGUCUUUUUCUUGUCUUACUUGAUACUAAACUGACUGUCUUUGGGUUAAAAUCAGUUAAAAGACGUCACCUUGGACAUUUUUAAAUUAUUUUCUGACCUUUCUUUUUAUUAAUCAAUCAAAACAAAUUAAUCUAUAAUGAAAAUAAUACUGCAAAUGAGUUGCAUCCCAGAAGGAAACAUUCCCAGUUUCUGUCUCUGCUACUGAGAAUAUUUAUGUUUCAGUCUUUUUGUAAGCAGAAUAUCUCAAAACUCGUGAACAGAGUUUGAAGAAAGUGAGUUUAAUGAAAAAGAUUUGACAUUUCUGGAACAUUUUGCUUUUAAUUAUAACACAUUUAGAGGAUAAUGCAGCUUUUAUGAGUGUUUUCUAGUUACAACACACCAUAUUUAAUCUGGUUCAGGUUACAAACACUGUUUCUAUAAGACUUUUGGAAAAUACACAUUUAUUUAGUUGCUGAGAGUUUGGUGAGAAGUUGAAACCAGCAGCUUAGUUAGCCUAGCACAGAAAACUGUAAACAGGCGGAAACAGCUAGCCUGGCUCUGUCUUAGUGUGUGAAAUGUUUUCAUGAGAGCAGUUUCAGGGCGUUUUUCUCUCUUUCCUGUCUCAUUUUACGCACUGUGGCUUUUUUCUGCUUCUUUUUUUACUGCAAUACACAAGUCCUGUACCACUAUGGAAACAAGAACCUUGAUGUCUUUAGUGCAGAACAACAGUUGUUAUGCUAUUAAUCAUAAAAAAAAACCCAGAAAAAACAAGUAAAAAUUAAAUCUAUAUAAUUUUUUUUUUCUGUGGGGCUCUACAAGCUUUACAUAUUGAAAUAUUUACAUUUUUCACAAAAAACUCACAAAUCAACAGGAAAAAAACUCACAAACAGCAUCUCCUGUCCUCUCCUCUCUGCUCUGUGUAAACAGCCUCUCCUGUCCUCUCCUCUCUGCUCUGUGUAAACAGCCUCUCCUGUCCUCUCCUCUCAGCUCUGUGUAAACAGCCUCUCCUGUCCUCUCCUCUCUGCUCUGUGUAAACAGCCUCUCCUGUCCUCUCCUCUCUGCUCUGUGUAAACAGCCUCUCCUGUCCUCUCCUCUCAGCUCUGUGUAAACAGCCUCUCCUGUCCUCUCCUCUCUGCUCUGUGUAAACAGAUUCCCAGUGAAUAUUUGUCACGUGACCGUUGGUCUCAGCAGAAUCAAUCAUGUCUUCACAGAGUCUCUGAGGAGCAGAAUUUAAUGUUUAUUUAUGUUUUUAACGGGAUCUGGUUUAUUUUCACGAAAUUUGAAUGACACAUAUCAGAAAUAUCCUAAUUUUAAGCUGAGAUUUGGUUAUUUUUCAUAACAGAAGCAUUGGUCACAUGUGACUCAUUCAUGGACUGCCAGAAAAUUUGAAAAGUAGAUGAUUAUUUCUGUUUUUACAGAUUCUGAUUAUGAUAAAUGGUAUGUUUUUUGUGUUUCUUCAAACCCGCCUGCUGCUUUUGGGCUUCAGAAAGUUAGAGUUGCUGGUAGGCGUGUUUAGUUACCAGGUUAGCUGUUUCCUGUGUUUUCAGCCUCCAUGCUAAGCUAAGCUAACCAGCUGCUAGCUGCCACCUUAAAUAUAUAUUAUAUCAUAAGGAUAUAAGAGUGCAUCACUUUUGUUAUCUAACUCUCUGGGAGAAAGUGUUUUUUGUGUGUGUAUUACAUAAAAUGUCGACCUGUUCCUUUAAGCCUUCCCUCUGCUUUAUAGAGAGCUGUAAUUUAUUACUUUGUUAAUAAUUAUUCAACACCAUGACAGCUGUGAGCUGAUAUCUGAUAUCUCAGUUGUUUCAUCUUCUCUCAGUAAAAUAUCUGCAGGAAAAUCACUCAUCAUAAUUAUUCACGUCGCAGUUUGAUGCUUAUUAUACCACAGUUCUACAGUAAAGGGCCAAAUAAUAUUAUGAUGAUUAAUGAUCUGAAUGUGUGUGUUGUCCAUGUCUAAUAAUAAUGCACUGUAUAUAAUGUAUAAGGUUUUAUGUUAAUGCCAUGUAAUUAAAUCUAACAUCUGACAGAGAAAACGGCUUUCUUCAUCCA
Centropristis striata (black sea bass) is the source of this 3618-nucleotide messenger RNA. It is a transcript of the gene apoob, whose product is annotated as apolipoprotein O, b. The record is from RefSeq and is a predicted model, not a curated record. Bases 42 to 713 code for a protein of 223 amino acids. NCBI's taxonomy places the organism in Eukaryota, Metazoa, Chordata, Actinopteri, Perciformes, Serranidae. Gene Ontology annotation, cellular component: MICOS complex. The transcript is spliced from 9 exons. Gene Ontology annotation, biological process: cristae formation.